GACUCGAACGGGCGAGAGAGAACACGGUGGCGGUUGAUGGCAGCCAUUUUAAUACGCGCCAUCUGCACCGCGCUGUAAUGAAGUUCGAUGUGUCUUCGUAAAAUACUCAACCAAUUCACUUUUCCAACCAAGUUACCGUCUCCGUGGUGGUGCGGGCCAAAACCUGGUCGCGUCGUCGUCGACGCUUUUGAGGUUAAUUUCUCUGUUGUCCCGGCAACCCGUUUGCCACUAAUCGACAAAGGCAGAACAAUUUAACAGCUUUAGGGCUGAAGACUGGAACUCCCAAUGGAACAUUAACUUCAUAUGUUGGGUUGUACAUUUUUAUACUUUGAGCUCUUUAUACUUUUGUUAGAAGCACAGAUUUCAGUGGUAGAUAUUUUAUCUUAACUCAAAGACAUAAAUUUCAUCUUCAACCUCAGAUGUUUUUGUAGUUAAAACUGUGCUUACUAUUGGGACUUGUGAUUGCCAGUAGCAGUAUUAAUUCAACUUGUUUCAGUACAUACAGAGAAUAUAUUUGAUACAACAAUGAUAAACCUGUUGAAGAUAUAUUAUUCCAUUGAACUUAUAGAUGUUUAGGUGAUUAUUCAAAGAUCUUCAGAAAUAUACCAUGUUAUGUUUUAAACAAUACAUGAAAGAGAUUUGAUACCAAGUUUGAUACUAGAUAGCUUGUUAUUGGCCACAUAAAAGGAUAGAUAAACGUAAAAGAGAUACAGUAAGCAAAGUCCAUAUGCCACAGAGGCGUAGAUUCUCUUGAUGAUGUCGAACGACGAGGUGAACAAGCGUGACCACAAUUACAGCGAAUCAUUGUUGGUGUCUCCGCAGCCGCCAUCGCAAUCACAGUCGUAUUCAACUGACGAUGGUGAUUACAAUAGUGGUGUCAGCGCGAUUGGCCGGGGGAAAAGUCGGCCAAUACGCGAAAUCGGUCAGAUUAAGGAUAUUGACGAGCUGAAGAAGAUUGCACCGCGUGUGCGCCUACAAGAUGCUCAAAGUUUAAGUGAAUUGACGAAAAUUUCAUUGAAUAAUAGUAAUUUGCAGAGCAAUGCGUCGAUCUCUGACAAGACCAAGCAAGAGUUAAAAAAGUACUGUCGUACUUGUGCUGGAUUAAAAGUGCCCUUGGUGGACAUUUUUAGCGAGCGAGGUACCCAAAUGCGAUUGAAUCAGCAAAUGCGGCAUCUGGAAAUCAUUUAUCCACACGACAACUUGUCCACACAGAUGUGCAUGGAUUGCAUCUGCGACCUGAAAAUGAGCUAUAAAUUUUUUUUGCAGAUCAAAAAAGCACAGGUAAAGCUUAAGUCAAUUUUUUCCAACCUAAUUACGUCAGAGAAUGCAGCAACAUCGAAAAAAAUGGCUACUGAACGGUUACUGACGGAUCCUGAACCAGCACAGCUUCCUAUUGCAAUGAAAGAAGAGCUGAUAUCAACAUUAGACGAGAAGAAUCUUGCUACAUCAUUGACUAUGGACGAAAACCAACCUUCUUCCACAAGUCAGAAAGAUGAAAAACUCGUAUCCCCUAUUUUUUCACUGCAAGAUGACAUCAAAGUUGAUAUAAAGGAGUCAACGGAAGAACUAGGAGCCGGCGGGAUUUUCGAGGAAGUGGUGAUGGAGGUGGAUGACGAUGAUGAAGACUCUAUCGAGGAGUUCGAUCCGGAAGAUCCGGAUUUGCUCCAAGAACAGCAAGAACAGAUCGAAAUACAGGAAGAACAGGUUGAAAUACAGCAAGAAGAACCGCCAGCUAUUUAUAAUUAUGAUAUCGCGCGGAAAUCGUAUGUACGACUGGAAGGAAUCGUUGAAGAAGCAGCAACAGUUGCCGCUAAUCAAGUAGUGCCUAUCUGCGUCGAUGGAGAAGGAGAAGAGAGUUCAAGAGAUAUAGGGCAGCCGAAUAUAUUAAAGAAAAGACUACUAAUGCCGACGCGAACAAGUUUAGAGGGAGAAUCGGGAAGUAGCGGACCAGAAACAGCGGCAAAGAUGCAGAAAUUGGAUUUAAAUAACCCUUUGAGCGUGAACAACGCUCGCGAGGAGGAUGGAGUUAUGUACGUGACUGUAAAAGGUGCUAAGCCGAACGAGUUACUUCUAGUGAAAGUAAAAAAAAUGGACAAACAAGCAGAGCGUACAUCCGCCGAAAGUAAAUCUGUCGAGCGCUUUUUUAAACGCUACGAGACCCUAUUGAAGGAUUAUUCGCGAAAACCGGACGCGCGCGAACAAAUAAUUGAAGAGCAAAUUGAGGAAUAUAAACGGAAACGUGAGAAAGUUCUCGGAGAUCAAUCAGCAUUGAUCUUCUCUCUAAACGAAAGUCGAAAGGAGUUACAGAAGGAAAGUUCUCCUCCUAAAUCCAGUCCUAUAAAGGUAGAGGUUGAAGAAGUGAUAAUUGGGAAUGAAAAUGAGAGAGAAAAUAUGAUAGUAGAUGAAGUACAGGUUAAAGAGGUAAAGGUCGACAUUGAGAAACUCAAACCGAAGUUGCCGAAAUUGCAAUUGGAAGAAACAAAUAGAAAGAAUGAAAACCCGCAAAAAGAGUCGGAGCAAUCUUGCAAAGAAGCAGAUUUGGUACGAUUGACGAAAAUUUUGGGUGAAGAAAACAAACAUAAUCUGCAGGAUUUCCAAGAGUAUUUAAAACAGCGUAAGAUCAUCAUCACACGUCUCAAAGACGACGAUAUCGUUUCUUUAUACGAAGAUCGUCACAAUAGCGUUCUCAAGCUUCGCGACCCUUUCCUUGAACUCGUCGAUGCUUCCUUGGCGGCCAAUUCCUUAUCCGAGGAAUGUUGCUUCGAGUGUGAUUAUUGCCCAGAAACGUUCCCUAACCGUGAGCUUCUUGAGGAACAUGUUAAAACUCACGAUUACCGCAUAAUGCACUACUGCGACGACUGCGGCGAGGAAUUUGUGACCAACAAGGCCAAAAGGAAUCACAAUAUAGCCUGCUUGAAGAAACUGAUUUGCAAAUAUUGCGACGUGUUGAUGGAUACUCGAGGAAGGAAACGUCGGCAUGAACAGAAGCACGUAGACACUCUUUAUGGUCAGCUUUGCGAAUUUUGUGGGGAACGAUUUAAGCACCAAGGUACUCUGGAUCAACACCGAAAGACUCAGCACACAAGCGUAGAAAAGAUUUAUCAAUGCCCUAAGUGCCCGAAGAAAUUUGCCGUCAAGCAGAAACUCAGUUUCCACUUAAAGUCGGUACACACGACUUUAAGAGCAUUUUUGUGCGAAGAUUGCGGCGCAGACUUUAAGAAUCCGGCUAGCUUGAGACAUCAUAAAAUCCGGAAACACCAGCCUGUGGGCAAUAAGCGCGAGUGUCCGGUUUGCAGAAAGCUAGUGCCAUUUUACAGUUUGUCGAAGCACAUGCAUACUCACAAAGCUUAUAGCAUUCAGUGUCCGCAUUGCGACAAAAUGUUCAAAAAUAGCUCGACGCUGAAGCAACACGUGAGAAUCCACGAGGAUCAGAGGCAGUAUCGUUGCGACACGUGCGGAGUAGGAUUUAAUAGGAGAGACGGAUUGAGACUGCACAUGAGGGUACACCAGAAAACAGACAGUCGGGGACUGAAGGAAUGCUCUUGUCAAGUUUGCGGAGAAAAAUUUCCAAAUCAUUCGACUCUGGUGAUUCAUAGAAACAGAGUGCACAAGGACGGCAGACAAUACACAUGUCAUAUUUGUAACAGAUCGAUGAUAUCGACCAGGUCUCUCGAGUGGCACAUGUCGCAUAUUCAUAAUGAAUCUAUACCAGGUAUUGUUCGUGACGAAUCGGGUCUCCCGGAGAAGAAACGGGUCUCUUGUUAUCAUUGUAACAAGACAUUCAAGACAGAGAUGAUCUUACGUACGCAUAUAAAAAAAACACACAUGGAGAAGGAUCCAAUGAAAUGCGACGAUUGCGGAGAGAUAUUUACAUCAGAGGUGCGUCUACGUCAUCAUAUGAUGGUCUCGCAUAAUCGUCUAGAAGGCACCUUGGAAUGCCCACAUUGUCCCAAACGAUUUGUUAAUCAACUGAGAUUAAAAACGCACUUGAUCUCGCACUCAGAGGAGAGACCUUAUACUUGUGAAUUAUGUGGUUUCAAUCUGAAAACAAAGAUCCAGUUAAUCAAGCACCAUCAGAAUCGACACAGCGAAGAGCGACCUUUGCAAUGCAGACAUUGUACGUGGCGAUGCAAGCAAGUAAGCGCGUUAGUAUGCCAUGAGCGCACACAUACUAACGAACGACCUUACGCUUGUAGCGUAUGUCGGCAGCGUUUCAAGUAUCUUGGUGACAAGAAUAAGCACGAGCGCCGUCACGAGAGCCUUGGUGGAUCCGGAUUCAAGCGCAUCGUGCCCGGCAGAAAUGUCAGGUCGAAGGUGCGCGAUCAGCAGAACCCGGAAUUCGUCAAAGGCUCAGCAACUGAAGAGAACACGACGCGAAUUGCUGAGGGACAAUUUGAGGAGCAGCAGGAUGAACCGUACGGGAAUAAGUUUAAGCAAGAACAACUUGUGGAGUUCGAAGAACAACAGAUAGUGAAGUUUGAAGAGCAAAAUCUGUCGGAAGAGUACGAAGAGGUGUACGAACAGGAAUACGAAGAAACAUCGAGGGAAGCUUCAGAGGCCACUGAGGUGAUCAUGAAUAUGGAAGAUCCUGGUGUGUACACGGAAGAAGUAACUUCGGACAAUAUAGAGACCGCAGAUAUGAUAACCGAGGAUGAAAUAAUAACAGGUGACAUUUUGGAGUCAGCGACUGCCAGCGGCGCUACCGCCGCUGUCGUGCAUCUGCAGCAGCAAGAUGACUCCGGCAAGAUUCAAGUGAUACCAGUCAUGCUGUCGCUGCCCGAUCUCUCGGAUGCCAACGCUGAGGUUAAUCUCGCCACCGCCUCCAUCAUGUAUAACAAUUGACUACAAUUAACGUCCAAUGAUUAAUAUUGACAUGUAAAAUGCGAUGAUUACAUAAACAAUUUUGUUUUAUGACUGCUAUAAUCUAUAAUUCGCGUCAGAAUUCGAAGAAAAAAAAAAAAAUCCCAUGUUUCGUAAUUCGUUGCAUUAUUAUUGAAUAUUCUAUUAAUAUUGAAAACUUUCACAGAUUCAGAAUUAUAUUUUAGUUAAAAUCGAUCUCUUAUGGAGAAAAAGUGGAAAUAUUACCAAUAUGAUUAAAUUGAAGAUUGUUAUUCGAAUCUGUCGUACAUUAUAAAUCAGGUGUAAUCAGACGUGUAUAAAUCAGACGUGUAAUGUUUAGGGAAAAGAAUUGAAUUUUCCGUUAGAUUCAGAUGCUACUACAGAUAAAACGCCAGCUUUGCAAAUACUGAUCGAUUAGUAAUAUAUCUGAAACAGUUGGAAUGUUUUCGGUCAACUCGUCAUUCAUCAACGUAAGAAUUGUAAUAUCAAUAUUCUCGCGACUUUGAAGGAAAUUCUUGUAAUCUGGAUUCAUUUUCGCAAUUUUCUUUCGAUAAAUAUAAGUAAGAACACAAUAAUUAAAUUUUCAACUGUCAGUAAAUACAGGAAGUGUGACAUCAACAAGAAUUUUUACGUGGCUAAGCUUGAGACCCUGUGGAUUUCAAUGUAAAAGAAAUUAAAAACGAUUGAUAUAGGAAGAGAAAAUAACAAUUACCGAGUUUUGAUAAUAUUAAUGACUUCUGACACACUGAUUUCAUAAACAUUUUAAGUUUUCUUUGUCCUAUGCUUUUGAUAUGAAAAAUGGCAUGAAUUCUUAUGAGUGUCUAAAUAUUAUAAUUGUAGACUGUGCAAACACAACACGAAGCUUUCAGCGUGAAUAUCGACACGGGGAACGAAACUAAAUAGUUAUAGUAGACUUUGAAGUAAAUUAUAUAAUAAACUAAAAAGAUAGAAUAAUAAAACUUACAUUUUAUAUAUAUAUAAAGAAACAUGUAAAAAUAUAUAUGCAUAUAUAUUUUAUUCAUAGAUUUAAAUAAAAUUUCUUACUCUUACUAUUACAUUACAUUACAAAAUAAGUUAAUAAAAAGUAAAAGCACGUCAGUUCUUCGCAUUUAACAUUUAUCGUUACGUUUCACUUUUUCUUCUUCAAAAUAUUUUACCUAGUAAAGUUUUAUGGUUAAUAUUUGCCAUUUCUGAGUUUUUCUUAUGACUACACUUGUUAUUUUUUAGAACUUUCUUUAUUAUAAAAUGUUUUCUCAAUAUCUUUAUAUUCUAACGAAUGGAGUAUAAACAUUAUAAUAUGCGUAUAUAUAUAUAUAUAUAUAUAUAUAUAUAUAUAUAUAUAUAUAUAUCACACACAUAUAUAUGUAUGUAUGUAUAUGUGUACACACACGCGCACAUACACACACACACACACAUGCGCGCGCGCGUGUGUGUGUGUAUAUUCAAAUACAUUAUUAAUCGAUCAGAAUUUGCAAAGCUGGUGAUCUAUCUCUAUUAGUAUCUGAAUCUAACGGAAAAUUCAAUUCUUUUUCCUAAACAUUAUAUGUCUCUCUGAUUUAUAAUACAUGACAGAUUUAAAUAACAACUUUCAAUUUAAUUAUAUAGUUGAUAUCUUCAGAUUUUAUCUAUGUUACUAAAUAUCAUAAAAAAUAUUACAACAUAGACUUACGCAAAUACAAUUGAAGACGAAGUAACAUAGAAGUAAUGAAUUAAAAAUAAAGUAAUAGAGUAGACAAUUUUACAUUUGCACAUGUAAAAACAUAAUAAAAAGAUAUAUUACUUUAUAUUCUCUAAAUGUAAAGAAAACACAGAAGAGAUAAAAGUUCCCUUCUUAACAAAAACGGAAGUUACACUACUGUCUAUAUAUAAUUUUAGGAACAUGAAAAUAAAGAACUAAGAAAAAAGUAAUUAUAGAUUUUAACGUUAAAUAAAUGAAUAAGUAACAUCUAAUAGUAACACUGACAACACUAAAGAAUUUCUUUAAAUUAAUUACAUUUUAUAUCAUGAAUAUAUAAAUUGUUUUGUAUACAUAUAUGCAAUUAUACAUAUAUUAUACAUAUAAACAUAAAAAUUAACAUAAUAUUGUAAAAGUAUAUAAUUAUCUUAUAGCUGCGUUCCUAAACUGUACGAUGGUAGUGUACACAUAUGUAACAAUAACUCGAUAUGUGACGUAAAUACACUCCUGUUUAUUGGAAUUCCAAUGCCAGGUGUCUCUUUAAGAUGUAGGUGUAGAAUUUACUUUGUGUAUAUAUUAAUGAUAAUGAAAUAAUUAAAUAAUUAAAGUAUUACGACUCUCUCAAUGAAAUUUCUCGGGAAGACGAUUUAUUUUGUUCUUAUUCAUUAUAAUUUAACAAUAUAUUUACUGGUAUUGCAGUUUCUAUGGACAGUAGUGAUAUAUUCGUUAUACUGUAUCAAAUGAUUAUAAACUAAACUCAUUAAUUGUCCCACUUUGUAAAUGUAUUUUUAAUUCAGUUUUUUUUGCGGCUUAGAAUUUGGAAAAACAAAUAUAUUUAUGAUAACUUCUCGGAUCUUUUAAGAUUUUAAGAUUUUUCAAUUUUUUAUAUUUUUAGAAUUUUCAUUUUUAUUUAAAAUCUUUCGAUAGUAAACUUCUUGGACUCUUAUUUCAGAUCCUUGAAUUUUCUUUUUAUAUGGAUAGAUGUUUAGAUUUUUGAAUGAUUACUUUCUCCAGUCAUUGAAAUGUAGGUCUCUUAUUAUGAAUCCCGAUGCUUUUUGAAUUCUUCAAUUAUUGAGAUCUGGUGUAGUGUGUGUAUGUGUGUGUGCAUAUAUAUAUAUAUAUAAUAUAUACACAUACAUACAUACAUAUAUAUAUAUAUACACAUAUACAUACAUACAUAUAUAUGUAUAUAUAAUGUGUGUAUAUAUGUAUAUCACAAUGUACCCCAUUCGUUAAAGUAUAAAGAUAUUGAGAAAACAUUUUAUAAUGAAGUAAGAAAGUUCUAAAAAAUAACAAAUGUAGUCACAAGAAAAAUUCAAAAUGGCAAAUAUUAAUCGUAAAACUUUAUCAUGUAAAAUAUUUUGAAGAAAAAGUAAGACGUGAUAAAUGUUAUUAUUAUGAUAAAUGUUAAAUGCAAAGAACUGACGUACUUUUAUUUUUUAUGGAUUUAUUUUGUAAUGUAGUGUAAUAGAGAGAGUAAGCAAUUUUGUUUAAAUCAAUAAGUCAAAUAUAUAUGCAUGCAUCUGUGUAUGUUUGUGUGCGGGCGCGUAUGCCUAUUGUUAUGUAAUUACAUAAGCACAUCAUUAUCGUACUGAUUCUCGCAAGCAUUAUUGUGUUACGCGAUUCUAUUUCAAUGUAGGCGAUUCGUGGAUUAACGUCAUUACACAUGUGCGUAUGCAGGAAGUUUGCUUUUCCUGCUAUACUUUCUGCAGUUGUUAUUUUACAUACAAUUGCAAUUAUUUUCUUGCAAUUUUUCCGCUAUCUUCCUUUUUCGCUUUUCUCUCUAAGAUAUAAAAUAUUUAAGGAUAUUCACCAUGCAUGGAUAUUCAUGUAAUGCAUUAUUUCAUAAUAGCGAAUUCUUUCACUUAUAUAGAACAGAGUUUCUUUUAAUAAAAACGUCAUUAUA
Odontomachus brunneus is the source of this 8420-nucleotide messenger RNA. RefSeq lists its product as uncharacterized. Lineage: Eukaryota; Metazoa; Arthropoda; Insecta; Hymenoptera; Formicidae. The transcript has 11 exons. Gene Ontology annotation, cellular component: nucleus. The record is from RefSeq and is a predicted model, not a curated record. Gene Ontology annotation, molecular function: zinc ion binding. The coding region runs from base 754 to 4842 and encodes 1362 amino acids.